AUGCCGUGUUGUGUUGAUGAACAGGGCACCGGGAACAUGGCAUUUGGGUGGAUGGUACCUCCCCACAUCACACGCACUAGCGUCCUCGCGGCUACCGGCCAUCCUAGGGCCAGUUGCCAGGCCCAUUGGUGGAGCGAGCUGAGGUGUGGUGGGGGUGGGAGUGGACGUGUGGAUGAGUGGGGGUGGUGGUGUGUUCCCCGGAAAAAUUGCAAGCCCUCAUCGCCCAGUUGCCUAGUCAACGUGGCCAGGGCUGCCCGCCUCCUGGCCGAGGGACAGAUCGGAUCGGCCCAAGGCCGGCAGUCGCGAAACCCGACGACUGAUGGUACCGUCGGCCGAGUGGGGCGUGGAGCAGCCCUCCUCCUCGGGCAAUUGGGGUUGGUUAGUCGGGCUGGUCAGCGAGAUGCUGCCAUAGACACCGAAAGCUCAAGAAAGAGACUAAUGAUUGUGUGCAUGAAAGACGUAUUCGCU
Protopolystoma xenopodis is the source of this 468-nucleotide messenger RNA. The record is from the annotation of a GenBank genome assembly. Lineage: Eukaryota; Metazoa; Platyhelminthes; Monogenea; Polystomatidea; Polystomatidae.